Molecule: messenger RNA, 747 nt
Organism: Penicillium cataractarum
Lineage: Eukaryota; Fungi; Ascomycota; Eurotiomycetes; Eurotiales; Aspergillaceae
Product: alpha/beta hydrolase
Exons: 2
Coding region: 1-747 (248 amino acids)
Source: RefSeq, a predicted model, not a curated record
AUGUCGAAACCAACCAUCAUCUUCACCCCUGGCGCCUGGUACCCGCCAACUGUCUUCGAUGGGAUCACCAAGAUAUUAAAUGAACAUGGCUAUAAAUGCCAUACGAUCGCAUUCCCCUCUAUCCAACAAGCUACUACCGUUCAAGAUCUGCAGCCCGAUAUCGCUGCGGUGCGAACAGUCGUCGAGCAAGAGGUCGAUGCCGGCCAAGAAGUGAUCAUUGUCUCCCAUAGUUGGUCCGGUCUACCAGUCAACAGCGCACUGGAUGGACUAGAGCGCACCGAGCGUGAACAAGCCGGUCAGAAAGGAGGCGUGGUCAAGCUGGUCUUCAUCUCUGCUUUUAUCCCGCAAAUCGGCGAGAGUUUGAUCGGCGCAUUUGGUGGGACCCCGCCGCCUUGGUAUGUGCGAGAUGAGGCAAAUGGCACCGUGACAGCCAGCGAUCCAUUCGCGCUAUUCUUCCACGACGCACCCGAUGGUCAAGAAUGGGCCAGCACACUCCGCCCACACGCCUGGGCCACCAAGAACGCACCCGCCACCAGCGCCGCAUACAUGAAGAUCCCAGCUUCAUACUUGCUAUGCGUAGACGAUUUUGCUAUCCCGCUCGCCGUGCAGCAGUUGAUGGUCGAUCGGGCCCAGAGGAAUGGUGCUAGUAUUGAAACGGAGAAGAUCAACGCCGGACACUCGCCGUGGCUAGUCGUUCCUAAUCAGGUGAUAGCUUAUAUUCGAAAGCAGGCGGGUGAGCAGGUUUAG